Labrus mixtus (cuckoo wrasse) is the source of this 3093-nucleotide messenger RNA. RefSeq names its product RNA-binding Raly-like protein. Gene Ontology annotation, molecular function: RNA binding. NCBI's taxonomy places the organism in Eukaryota, Metazoa, Chordata, Actinopteri, Labriformes, Labridae. Gene Ontology annotation, cellular component: nucleus. The coding region runs from base 165 to 776 and encodes 203 amino acids. The transcript has 7 exons. The record is from RefSeq and is a predicted model, not a curated record.
ACUCAGUAGUACCAUCAGUAGUCAGUCUCACAGCAGCUUCAACGCACUCAUACAUACAUACACACACAUAGUGAGGACGUAAAAGGAGAUUGUUGCAAGAAGGAAGCAAAGAGAUUCUCGGCUAGUCUCUCUUCUUUUUGUCUCCUGUUUUUUGCAUUCCUGAUAUGACCCUGUUCAGCCCAAGAUACAUGAGCAUGAGUGGAGAGUUGAAGUCCAGCCGCUCCAGGGCAGCGAGUAAGAGGGCCAGCAACACCACUUAUGGAUCUGAGUUAGACCUGGAGUAUGAUAGCUACCAUGAGGACUACUAUGACAGGGUGUAUGACUACCAGCGUGUGCCGGCCUCCUUGUCUCCUCUCCCUCUGGGACCCAGUCUGGCCAAGCGAUCCCGUUCCUCCUCCUACUCCACCGGGCACAGACGCAGUCGAGACAGAACCCACUCCAAAAGCUCACGAGCCCACUCAACUAGUUCAUCCACAGCCAAGUUGGGCAUGGAGGAGUUGCAGGUGAUUAAAAAGGAGCUGACUCUGAUAAAGACACAGAUCGAUGGUCUGCUUGACAGUCUGGACAGGAUGGACACACAGCGGAAUGACCACAAAGGUUCUCCACUGAGAGAGGACAGUCCAGCUGGCUCAGGGUCCGCUCUGUCCGCCAGCAGUCCUGAGCACUCCCUCUCCUCCCUCUCCCCACCCAGCGCCCGCCAUCGAAUCCACAGGGAGCCCGAUGAUGACCACCACACGAUGAGCAACCACAGCUCAGACCCAGAGGAGGAAAUAUGAAGGAGGAAAAUAAGAAGACAUAGAAGACGUGGAUUAAGUGCCAAACAUGGAGGAAGAGAACAUAAACUAUGAAGUCAACACACAUAUCAGAGGAUCAUCUCCCCUCCAACAGAUUGUUCAUUUCUGACAACACACCGUCUAAUUGUUUCACAACAGCUUGGUUUCUGUGAAGUAGUUUGAGGAAAUACCAAAACACUGACACUGGUGACUUUAACACAGUAAGUAAGCUACAUACACAUAAUUGUGAAGAUUUUGUUAUGUUAAAGUGAGAGAGAGAGAGAGAGAGAGAGAGAGAGAGAGAGAGAGAGAGAGAGAGUGAGAGAGAGAGAGAGAGAGAGAGAGAGAGAGAGAGUGAGAGAGUGAGAGAGAGAGAGAGAGUGGGAUCUUAUCCUGAGAGUAAUUAUAAAGAUUACCUAGAGGCAUGGUGGUAAAUUAAACUUACUUUUCAUAAUCCUGCCUAAGCAGACCAUCCUAUUGUACUGUGUUAGCCGGGUUGUACAGCAGAAAUUUUCCCGUAUUAAUACAGAUAUUGCAAUAUUAAUCCAAAUGAGACAAUAGACUUCUCUGAUUAAAAAAAAUAUGUAAGCAGUUUACCAGAUUAGCUUGGUCGCAUUAAAAGUCUUUUUCUAAACAUGCUGCAAAAUGUCAAACUGUUCCCACAGAAAUCCUUAAUGUGCUGUAAUUCUAGUGUCCAAAUGAAGCUGUUUAGUUUCUGCUGAAUAUCCAGAAACUGUCAAAUUAAAAGAUUGACUCCUGUCUUUUUAAAAUAUGUGUAUUUCUUUUUAAUAAAGCUUAUGUCUAAGUCUAUGUCAGAAUAAAAAUUUGAUAAUGCAAACCCAAUAUAGAAUGAGGCAGACUCAUAAAGAGUGGGUGGAUUUAACUGUUUGAACAGCUAAGGAUUAUUGUCAUUUUCAGGAUAAGGGCAUAGACUAGUGUGUGCAUGUAAAGUAGAAAUGAAACUCUCUCUGCAAAUGCCAGACUGUUUUGACCCUUCAAAGGAAAUCUAUACUCACUCAGAUUUGAUCACUGAAGAGUUUAUUUUCUUCCUAUACCCAACUUACUGUGAAGUCAAUUCAAAAUGUAACAAUCAGAGUAAUCAUAGUUAUCACUGAGAGGCUGAAAAGAUCAUUCAGGAGGGAAUAAAAGUUGUUUUCUGUUUGAAAUGUCAUUGUGACUAACAUAAAUGUUCUAGAAAUUAUCCUGUUGAAGAAAUAAAGGUGUUUUCCCUAUUUUAGAUAUAUUAGAGAAAUGUUUCAAAUGCUCUUCCACCAUGUAUUUGGCACUUUAAGACAUGCAGACGCGCAGGUCAGUGUGUAAUAUUGUGUAUUACUGUAAACUUUUCUGUAAUUGUUGAACUGUCUUGAUUUGAACCUUGUUUUAGGACUUCACAUAUGUUUGUUUUUUUUCAAGAAAAUAAGCAAUGUAUGAAGAUAAUUCAUAUUGUGUUACAUGUUUUUGUUUGCAUUCUUAAAAUAAGCCAAGUGGAAUUACUCCAUGUCACAGUAGUAAAAGUAUUUUCAUAUUGAGUAUAAAUACAGUAAAUGGUAGUGUGUUUUUAUUUUAUUUUAAACUGACAUUUGGAUAAAUAAUGGAAAGAAUGUGAGGCAGAUGGCAUUAUAUAAACAAACAAUUUUGAUAUCGUGACAAUGAUGGAAGUGCAUGUCCUGUUUUAAAACUGGGGUGGUGAGGUGCAUUAAUGUUACAAUAAUUGAAGGAUACUAUAAAAAACAAAGGAACACAGUAAGUGGUGCCAGAUUAUGGCAUGGCACGUUGAACCAGCAACGUCACUGUUCCUUCAAACAUGGAGCAAUCGAAGGGGACCGGAAAGGACCUCUAUAUAUUUCUGUGUGUGUUGGAUCCCAAUCAACAGACUGCAGCUGAUUCUAGUGGAAGAUGUUUGUCUGUUACUUUCUUCAACAGUAGGCUACAUAGUGUAUGGCUGACCUACACUAAACUAUUCCACAAACCAAAGAAUUGUACCUGCAGACUAUGCACCAUCAGCUGUUUCUUUUACAGCCAUCAUGUCCUGCUGAUGAAGCCAAAUAAGUGAGGAGGAGACUUGAGACACUAAAGAUUCAUGUACUUUUAACUAUCUGUGGUCUUGUGUGAUCCUAACAAAACAAUACGUGUGCUUUGAAAAUGGGAGGGGGAUUUUGAUUUAGUCACUUUGAAUGUUUUCAGCCAACAUUUUGGGAAUAUAAUUGACAUAUAUAUUUUUUUAAAUAAAAUAAGCAUGCAUUUAAACAAAAUAGAAAAAGGGAACACAAAUAGGACAUAAUUUAACGUUUAAAUUACGACCUGACUGAAAAACAUUAGA